Pogoniulus pusillus (Red-fronted tinkerbird) is the source of this 5744-nucleotide messenger RNA. RefSeq names its product Rap associating with DIL domain (gene RADIL). Lineage: Eukaryota; Metazoa; Chordata; Aves; Piciformes; Lybiidae. Gene Ontology annotation, molecular function: GTPase binding. Bases 54 to 3452 code for a protein of 1132 amino acids. The record is from RefSeq and is a predicted model, not a curated record. The transcript has 15 exons. Gene Ontology annotation, cellular component: microtubule. Gene Ontology annotation, biological process: neural crest cell migration; signal transduction; substrate adhesion-dependent cell spreading.
CAAGCAGGACAAUACACAACAUGUGGGAAGGUCCUUUCUGAAGAAGGCUAUGAAUGGAAGGCAAAAAGGCCCGUGAGAAGAAUGGCAAGCUGUGCCUGAUGACAACCUCACGCACAAUGUUUUAUGGGUCCUCCUCCACCAUGGCUCCACCAUCCAAGAACCGUCUGAAGCGCCAGAGCCGGAUUUUAUCCCAAGUCUUGUACCGGACCCUGAGCUACAAGGAUCGGAGCUCACCCUCCGCGUCCCUGGCUGCUGGUGAGGAUGACCCAGCUGAGCUCUCCACCCAGCUCUCAGCCCCAGGUGUCCUGAAGAUCUUUGGAGGCAACAUCUGUGCAGGCACCAACUACAAGAGCGUGCUGGCGACAGGCAGCUCGGGCGCACGAGAGCUGGUGAAGGAAGCCCUGGAGCGCUACGGGCUGAGCCAGCUCAGCGCUGGGCAGUAUGCCCUGUGCGAUGUCAUUGGGAGGUUUGAGGGCCCUGAGAAGCGGUGGCAGACAGAGGGCCUGAGGGUCCUGGGUGACCAUGAGAAGCCACUGCUCAUCCAGGACCUUUGGAAACCCAGGGAAGGCUUCUCGCGGCGUCUGGAACUGCGCAAGAGGGCAGAGGUGGAGGAGCUGGCAGCCAGAGAUGUGGACACCACUACCGCAGGCAUCAACGCCCAAGCACGGAAGCUGCAGCGGCACCGGGCGCGGGGGGCCCGGCGGCCAGCGGCGGGGACUGAGCGACGCGGGGCCCCCCCAGCCCCGGCCCUGCGGCGCAGCCUCAGCGAGACCAGCCUGGGCAACCCGGUUCGGCGAGGUGGGAGCGGGAGCGGGAACGGGGAGCGUCUCCAGCGGCACUGCUCCACCCUGCCCGGCAGCCCGGCGGCGCGGAGCAGCGGCAGCAUGCGGUACUCUCUCUACCAGUCCCCGCACCUCCUGCUCUUGCAGGGCUACAGCCAGCAGCAUGACAGCUUGGUUUACCUGCUGAACCGUGAGCAGCACACAGUGGGGCAGAGGACGCAGGCCAGCAAGCCCAGCAUCAGCCUGUCAGCUCCUGACAUUCUGCCCCUGCACUGCACCAUCCGAAAGCUCCGACCUUCCCGGCACCGCUCAGAGGAGAGGCUGGUGCUGGAGCCCAUCGCUGGUGCCGGCAUCUCCAUCAACUUCGCCAAGGUGGCCCGGACAGUCGUGCUGCGGCACGGGGACCUCCUGUCCCUUGGUCUCUACUAUUUGCUCCUCUACAAGGACCCCAUGAAGGCGCAGCCGCUGCCGGCACAGACCCUGCUGAGGCUGCGAGCCCUGCACCCUGCUGCCCCCGAGGGUCCUCCCGUCUGCAGGGCGUGUGGCAGCCUGAUGAAGGAGAGGGACUCUGCCACCAAAAAGCAGGGACCCUCCAGUGGCCCCAGGCCACCUCGCAGGAAGCUGUUGCUGGAGUUUGAUCCAUCAGCUGAGGAUGUGCUGCUGCAGCGCAUCAUGACCCUGAUCGAGCCAGGGGGCGACGACCACAAGCUGACACCUGCCUUCCUGCUCUGCCUCUGCAUCCAGCACUCAGCCACCAGCUUCGAGCCUGGCGACUUUGGGCAGCUGCUGCUGAAAGUGGCCAAAAUGAUCCAGAGGACGGUGUGGGAGCGGACACGGGAGCUGGCCGAAAAGCAGUCCCAGCACCAGGACCCUGCCACCCUGUCUCGCUUCACCAUCACAGACCUUCUGCCAGAUCUGCAGCACAUCCUGUUCUGGAUGGCCAAUGCCAUUGAGGUCCUCUACUUCAUCCAGCAGAAAUCACCCACCUACAUCCAGAGCAUGGAGGAGGAGCUGGACGUCAAAGGCUCCAAGGAGUCUCUGUUCUCCUCGACCAUCACAGCCAGCGAGGAGGCGAUGACAGUGCUGGAGGAGGUGGUCAUGUACACCUUCCAGCAGUGCGUCUACUACAUCUCCAAGUGUCUGUACGUAUCACUCCCCGCCCUGCUGGAGUGUAACCCCUUCCAGAACGACUGCCGGGAUAGCUGGCGAGCGUCCCCACCGCUGCCCGAGGAGCUCCGCAGGGUCGUGCUCAUCUACCAGGCAGCACUGGACCUGCUCCGCCAGUAUGAGGUGCACCCAGAGAUCACCUCCCAGAUGUUUGCUUACCUCUUCUUCUUCUCCAACACACUGCUCUUCAACCAGCUCCUGGAUAAGGGUUCCUCUCUUGGCUGCUUCCAUUGGUCUCAAGGGGUGAAGCUGCGGACCAGUGUCCGUCUGCUCCUGGAAUGGUUGCGUGGAGCUGGCUUCGAGCAGCUCGCCCAGCAGUUCUUUGCCAAACUUGCUUGUGUGGCUAACCUGCUGGCCAUGCCUGGCUCCCAGCUGGUCCAGAUGACCUGGCCAUCCCUGCGAGCUGAGUUCCCAGCGCUGAGCCCUGCACAGCUGCACCGGGUGUUGAGCCAGUGCCAGGCAGUGAUGGAUGUGGGCUGCAUCGCAGCGUGGCAGCCCGGCGAGGAGGAGAGCCCAGCCACCUUCCAGCCUGAUGAGAUGCUGGAGUCCUUUGACAACCACCCGCCCAUCAUCCUGCCCAGCGGGGGCUUCAAAGUGGACCUGGAGAUGGAGACAUUGGAUGACAACAUCUACCGCCACCUCCUCUACAUCCGCCACUUCCUCUGGAGCCUGCAGAGCAAGAGCCCCAGCACCAGCGAGGGGCCAGGCUCAGCACCCCCAAAGCAAGAGGCAUCCACGACGGCAGAUGUCCUGGAGGUGAGCAAGAACCCAGCUGUCACCCUGGGGACCACCAGCACCCAAGAGGGCUACUGCUCCACGGGGGGCUGUGCUGAGGCAGAGAGGAGCUCCCCUCUCUGUCUGGCCAACAAUGGCUGCACCUGUGAGCGCCCCACCGGUGAGCCCCAGCUCCAGGAGAAGCUCAAGCAGCUGCAGCUGAGCAAGAGUCCAGCUCCCAAGGCCAGCAUGACACCUACAGACCCCUCCUGCCUGCUGACACCACCCACCACCCCCCUGAACUUUGACUCUGGAAGCCCAGAGUCCCCACAGGGCACUGGCAAGGGGCUGCAGGACCCUCGGAGGAAUGGCAUGAAUGGCACCAAAGGCAGCACCCCCGAAGGAUGCUCACCGACCCCCUACGACUACCCCACACCAGAGUCUUCUAGCCGCAGCUCUGCCACCGAUGACUUCUGCUAUGUCUUCGUGGUGGAGCUGGAGAGAGGACCCCUUGGGCUAGGGAUGGGGCUGAUUGAUGGCUUGCACACUCCUCUCUGCUCCCCGGGGAUCUACAUCCGCACCCUGAUCGAGGACAGCCCCGCGGCCGCGGACGGCAGGCUCUCCAUCGGGGACCGCAUCCUGGCUGUCAACGGCACCAGUCUCAUUGGGGCAGACUACCAAAGCGCAGUGGAUCUCAUCCGCUCUGGAGGGAAGAAGCUGCGGUUUCUGGUUGCCAAGUCGGACAUAGAAAUAGCCAAAAAAAUCAGUUCCAGCUCUUCUUCCUCCUAGUCCUUGUGGUACAAGAGUGCUUCAGCAGCAGCUUGCAAGUGCAGUUCUGGUUAAGGCUGACCUCGGGGAGCCUGGAGUGCAAAAGGGAGGACCAAGUCUCCACAACUGCCCUGGCUGUGCUUUUCAACACCUUGCCCCUGUGCUGCAGUGGAUGAAAGGACAGACAAGGGUGGUGCAUGCUUCUCCCACACUGCACCAGCUGGGAGCAUCAUUCCUGAUCUAUUGCCUGGGCAAGCUUCUGCUGUCCUCCUCAGAAGCUUUCCUGGUCCUAUGUCCCCUCUGAUAGGAGGCAGGAAGGGGAUGCUUCCCUCGCUGGGACUUGCAGGCAGGCUCCUCUGUUCCUAUGGGCUGGCAAUCCUGCACGAUAUCUCAUACAGAUGGGCAGAAGGCUUGAAAAUACCUUUUGGAUUUAUAUAGAUUAGCCUGUGGGGCAGGCUUAGGCUUUACUGUGGCAGUGGCCACUUGAGGUGCUGGCACACCAGGCUGGAAAAAGGUUCUGGGGGUGAAGUCAGUACCUACAGGCAGGACUCUAAGUAGGAUGCAUUGCUAGGAGUUAAGUUCCCUGGUGCCAUACCCUCAGUCAGGUGCCUUUCUGUUACUGAGCUGCAAUCACACUGCCCUCAGCCCUGCUUUGGGAUGGGAAGCAGCUACAGCAAAGGGCUGACACCACCAGCAGUUCCCUGUAAGUCUUGGGGAAAGCCCCCUUGAAGAAAAGGACUCUAUGACCUUUGCUCAUACAGCAGAUUUAUUGUGUGGCUCUUGCACCACGAACCUGGCAAAAGGCCCCCAGGACUGACCCAGCAGCUCAGGGCAUUCACAGAAUUUCUCCCCGACAGGAGCUGUUUCCCUCUCCAAGGGGCUACAGCCAGGUUAGUGCUUUUGUGCCUGUUCCUGGUCCCUGCAAGCUGGGAACGGCGUGUUUAUGCCACCAGGAACCUGAGCAAGCCUUGGCAAUGUGCAGGGCCAGACCCCAUCUGUGGCUGCCACUAGCCCAGGCAGAUGAAGGACAUCUCGGCGUUGUGUCAUGGUACUCUCCCUACAGCUUUGCAAAGCCACCCCAUUUCCUGCCCAGCUCGGAGCAUCUCAGAAAUGCAUGCUGCUGCCGUGCCCAUGCGUGAUGACAGGCAACAAACGUUCCCUUUCAAUGCCCCCGGACCAGCUAUGCUGGAGUGGCAGCUCCACCAUGCGGCUGAUGGAUCCUAUGCACACACGACCUGACUGCCAACUCUUCCCUGUGUUUUUAGCAACCUGAACGGGAUAAAGCCAACCUAAUUUCCACAUACAGACAGAUCCAGAGACCUGGUUUAGCUGAACCCUAUUAAAAGAGCCUGCUGCAAAGCCCUACGUCACCUCCUGCACUUGAACCAGCACAGUCUGGGCUCCAGCAGCAAAUCAGACAUUCAUGAGACAUCUCACAACAGCAGCAUGCUGAGGAUUGUGAUGCUCAAAAAACUGGAUGCCUGGCAGGGCCGGCUUUCAGUUUUGGCUCCUGUGCUUAGCCUUGCACUUUGCAGAAGACAGAUGUCCAAACAAUCCACCCACAGGGAAGUGCUCCACUGCUGGAUUUGAACGCAGCAUGGUCUGCCAGAUGGACAAAGCACCUUCAGCCAGACACCAGUGCCUUGCUUCUCUGCUAGGCCAUGCUCACACAAACCGGCCUGGGGUGCUGCCCCAGCAGGGACUGGGAACAAAACAACCCUCCUGCCACUGACUCAGCCAUACCAGGCAGGUGAGCAAGGGCUCAGGGCCCCACAAGGCUCCUGGUGAUUCACUCGACUUUGAACCAAGCAGGUAUGCUGGCCUGUCAUCUAUGGAGCUCAGCAGGUUUGCAGGGCAGGAAAUGGGCUGCCUGCAGCUCCUGGGAAAACUGCAUGUACUCCUCACUCCCCUCAGCCUGGGAGCCUGGGCUUGGGGGAGGCUUAAUUUGCACUAGACAGGACUGGGGCUGUACCCUGGCAGUGGCACCAGCACAGCUCUAUGCUCCCCAGGAACCCAUGGGGGAUGAAACAGCCCCAGAGCUGUGUUGCUCACAGUGCAGUCAGGUAUUGAAACAGACUGUAUAUAUACUAUUUACUAGUGUGCAUGAGGGUUUGUUUCUCCUGGAAGGAGCAGCAGGACAUAUUCAGUCCCCCCACUUGUUAAUACUGUACAGCUCCAAUGUGUACAAACUUCUCCAGUGGAUACAGAACCCAGCAUGGCUCCUGUCUGACACCAGGCUGAUGUAUAUGGAGAAAUGCUCUUGGUGUCAACAAGAAACUGGAUCAAUAAAUCUCUCUAAGCUCCUAUCUGGUA